This is a messenger RNA of Plasmodium gaboni, 15615 nucleotides long. RefSeq names its product putative dynein heavy chain. NCBI's taxonomy places the organism in Eukaryota, Apicomplexa, Aconoidasida, Haemosporida, Plasmodiidae. The record is from RefSeq and is a predicted model, not a curated record. Gene Ontology annotation, cellular component: axoneme; dynein complex. The transcript has 3 exons. The coding region runs from base 1 to 15615 and encodes 5204 amino acids. Gene Ontology annotation, biological process: microtubule-based movement. Gene Ontology annotation, molecular function: ATP binding; minus-end-directed microtubule motor activity; dynein light intermediate chain binding.
AUGACAAAAUUUUCGGAAGGACAUUAUGACAUUUUAAAUUUAAUAGAGGUAAAGAGUAAUAUUCAAGAGAAAAAUAUACUAGGAUAUAGUGUUGAUUAUACUGUAGGUGGGUUAUUAUUAUUUGGGGGGUUUAGAAUAGAUAUAGAAGAGAAUAAUGGCAUAAUAUGUAACGAUGCUUAUUUAAUUCAUAUAAAAAAAGAUAAGGUAGAAUAUGAAUCUCUGAGUAUUAAAACAAAACCAUCUAUUAGAUGCUAUCAUAAUUCUUGCACAUUAUUAGAAAAUUAUGUUAUAAUAUUUGGUGGAUUGAAUAGUGAAGUUCCUUUUGUUGCUUUGAACGAUUUAUGGGUAUUUAACAGUUUAAAUAAGACAUUUGUUGAAAUAAAAUUAAAAUGUAAAGAAAAAAAUAAAGAUAAAAAUUUAGAAAAUGGCAUAAAUGGAAUUAACGAGAAGGGGUAUAUUUCUCCAACAGAUGAUGAAAAUUGUAGUGAUAAUAAAUAUGGAAAGAAUCAAGAUUAUGGAAGUAAUGAUAGCGAUAGCAAGGAUGGUGAAGAUAUUGAUAAAGAUGAUUCCAUUUUAGAUAAUUCGUAUGUAAAGAAUUUAAAAAAAUAUUUGAAAAGUAAUAAAAGUGAUGAGUUAUAUUCAACUGAUAUACCAUGUCCUCGUUAUUUUUCUAGUUUAGAUUUAUAUAUUAUACGAAAAAAUAAUAUAGAAGAAGAAAAAGAAUUUAAAAAAGAUGAAAUAAAAAUAAUAAAGAAUAGUAUUAUAGUAAGUAAUUGUUUAAAUUAUGAAUAUUUCAGUUUAAUUUUAUUCGGUGGAUAUGGUGGUUAUGAUAGAAGUAGUUAUAAUGAUUUAUAUGAAUUUAAUAUAUUAAAUAAUGAAUGGAUAUUAAGAAGUUGUAAAGGGAAUACACCUUCAACUAGAUACGGUCAUAUAUCAUUUAUACAUGGAAAUAAUUUAUUUAUAUUAGGUGGUACUAAUGCUGAAAUAAGUUUUAAUGAUAUGUAUUCAUGUGAUUUAAAAAAGAAUGAAUGGUCUGAAGUGGAUUUUUCUUAUUCAUUUAAUAUUUCAAAAGUAUUUUGUAGAAGUGUGUUAGUAGAAUCUAUUGAUAGAAAUAUCAUAUUUAUUUUUGGAGGUUAUAAUAUUAUUAGUGAUGAAAAGGGAAAUCGAAAGAUAGAAUAUAACAACAUAGAGUUGAAUAUGUUAAAGUUAUAUGAUACUUUUAAAUUAGAAGAAUUGAAAUAUAAUAUAAUUCAAAAUAAUGAAGAAAAUAUAAUAAAAAAUAAUAAUAUAGAAGAAAUGAAUAAUAAGAAUAGUAAUCAUGUUAAAAAUGAAAUGACAUCUACAAAACAUGAUAUAUAUGAAGAUUCUAUUAUAUCAAAUAAUAUAACCUUCUGUUCUAUAACAUAUGAUUUUAUGGAUUCUAAUUUAAUUAUAACAGAUAGUAAAAAGAAAAUAUAUAUUAUGAAUAUAAGUAAUAUCAUUGGACCCAAAUAUGCUAUAUUUAAUAUAUGGCCAAAACAAUGUGAUAUAAAUGGAAAUAAAAAAUUAUUGUUUAGAGGAAAAGGAUUUACUAAUGAAGGUAAAAUUCUAGUGAAAUAUAAAUCUGAUGAUAUAAAUUUAUAUAGUGAAGGGAUAUAUAUUAAUGAAAAUAAUAUAUAUACUAUAGUACCUAAUGCAAAAAAUAAGAUCCACAAUAAUAUAUGUCAAGUACAAUUAUCUAUUAAUGAUAAAUGUUACACAACUAAUAGUUGUUUUCUAGAAUAUUAUUAUAAUAUUGAUCCUAAAAAUACAUUAAUUUUUGGAAGUGGGUUAUUAGAACCAGUAUGUUUACAAAAGGAUAAUAUCUUUUUUCUGAUUGCAAAAAAUAGCUUGAAUGAACCUAAAAAAAUUGGAGGUGAUAAAUUUCAAAUUAGUAUUAUAUAUGAACAAAAAAGCGAACAAUAUGAUAUCAAAUAUUUUGUUUAUGAUCUAAAUAAUGGAUUUUAUAUAGUCAAAUAUUUCUCAUUUCUUAAUGACAAACAAUUGAAAGAAAACAUACAAAAUGUGGGCAAAAAUAAUAAUAUAGAACAAAUAAAUAAUAAUAAUGAUAAUAAUAAUAAUUUAAAUGAAAAGUCCAAUUGUAAUGUAGUUCAAAUGAAAAAUGAAAAUGAUUCAGAAAUUCUUGAAGGAACUGAAAAUAUAUCUAAUAAAAACUCAAUGAAUAAUCAAGAUAUAAAAAGUAAUAUAAGUAAUCAUAUGGAUAUAUUAGACUUAAAUGGAACCUUAAAAAUAACAGUAAAAUUAAAAGAUGAAAAUAUUCAGAAUAGUCCAUUUUUUCUAAAAGUUGAUAAUAAUUUAAAAGAUAAAAUAAUAUAUGUAAAACAAUUUAUUAAUGAUAGAUUAGAGAAUUUAUUACGAAAAGGAGAAUCUUUAUUUGAGUUAAUAAAAAAUAAAAAUAUGAAUACAAAUAAUUUAAUUCAAUUAAAUAUCAAUAUUGAUCAUUUUCUUAAUAAAUUCCCUGAAGCAAUACAUGACAUAAAUAUUAUAGAACAAUAUAUAUUAUAUGGACUUAUAGAUAUAGAUAAAAUAAAAAAUGUUAUUACGAACUUACAUGACGAGGAUAAUUUGGUGAAUGCUUCUCAAGAGGAAGAAAUAUAUAUUGAUAAAGAAAUCAAUGAAUUAAUAAACAAUGAAAAGCUCAAAAAUGGUAACAACGAUGGCAUUGGAGGAUAUUCUUCUACUACAACAAAUAAUAUAAAACACACUAACCAUGUCCAUACUAAUGAUACACAUAUAAUGAGAGAUAACUUAACACAUCUAAAUGAUAAUAAUGAUACUAGAAAUAACUUUUUAAAAGUAAAAGAUAACAAUAAGAUUGUAGAUUUUAUAAAUGAAAAUAAAUUGAAAUUCCUAGAUUAUAUUGAUCCUAAUAUCAUGAAGAAAUUAAGAAAUUAUAUCAACCUCUUAAAUGCAGAAGAAUUAAACUUAAAAAACAAAAAAGAUAACAAAAAAAUAGAUGAUUCAAAUAAAAAAGAUUUAUCAGGAAUUAAAAAAAAAAAAAGUGAAGAGAAAUUUCAUUUAGAUAAUAUUUUAGAAAAAGAAGAGAAAAAAAUUGAAGUAAUUAAAAAUUUAUUAAUUUUUUAUCAUAAACUUAAAACGGUUUGCUUGUCUAAGAAAGAAAAAGAAUUAAAAGAUGAAUUUAUAAAAGAAGAAAAGGAAAGUAUUAAAAAAUUAAAAUUAAAUUAUAAUAAAUUUGUAAAUAUCAAAAAAAAUUUAGAAGUAUCUAAUGUUUAUUUACAUAAUAAUGGAUAUGAUUCAUCAUUAAAAGAACUUGAAACUACAAAAAAAUAUCUUAUAGAAAUAAAAGAUGAAGUUACAAAAAUAAAACAAAUAUCAGAUAAUAUUAUUAAAAUAGAUAAUGUAGAAGAAUUAAAUACAGAUAUUGAAAAUUUAAAUAAUGAAAUUCAUGAAAUUGAAAAGAUGUGGCUAUUUAUUAAAAAAAAAGAAGAAAUAUUAAAUGAAUUUUUUUUUUGUCCUUUUAAAGAUUUAGAUGUAGAAGAUUUUGAUAUACAAGUAAAAAAGUUACAAAAUGAUUUUAAAAAAAUUAAAGUAGAUAGAAAACAUAAUAUAUGUAAAGAAGAAACAUUAAAAUUAAAAGAAAUUAUAAAAUUUAUUUCUGUUUUGUGUGAAAUUAAAAAACCAUUUAUAAAAGAUAGACAUAUAAAAGAAAUGGAAAAUAAUAUAAAUGAAGAAAAAGAAAAAAAUAAAGAAGAAGAGAAAAUAAAUAUAAUUAUAGAUGAUAGUACAUUAACUAUAUAUUUCUAUAAAUUAAAUGUUAUGAAAUAUCAUGAUACUAUUGAAGAAGUUAUUAUAAAAGCAUAUAAUGAAAAAAUAAUAGAAGAAACUAUUAAUAAAUUUGAAGAUUAUUGGGAUAAAAUAUAUUUUAAAAAAAAAGAAUAUAAAAAUAAUAUACUAUUAACAUAUAUAGAUGAUAUAUGUAUAGACACAAUAGAAGAACAUCAAGUUACUUUACAAAAUUGUUUUUCAUCUAAAUAUUUCCUUUUCUUUUCAGACGAAUUAAAUUUAUGGCAAAAAAAAAUAUCCAAUAUAUAUGAAGUCAUACAAUUAUUAAAAGAUAUAGAAAAAUUGUGGGUAUAUUUACAAAAUAUGUAUAUAUAUUCAGAAGAAGUUAAAAAGGAACUACCUCUAUAUUCUAAAUUCUUUUUAACUAUUAAUGAUGAAUAUCUUGAAAUGUUAAAACAAAUUAUUGAUAAUAAUAUAAAAGUAGUAGAUUUUUCAAACGAAGGAGGAAUAAUAGAAAAAUUAGAAGAAUUAAAAGUAAAAUUAUGUAAAAGUGAAAAACCAUUGAAUGAAUAUUUAGAUUCUAAACGUAAAUCAUUUCCUAGAUUCUUUUUUAUAUCUUCUACUGAUUUAAUAGAUAUUUUAUCUAAUGGAAAUAAUUUUAAACUUGUAAAUACACAUGUGCAAAAAAUAUUUUUAUCUAUUAGAAAAUUUGUAACAAAAAAUGAGCAAUUAACAGAUAACGAAAUACAAAAUGAAGUGAAAUUAGAUAAUGAAGAAACUAGGACAGAAGAAAAAAAUAAAAUUUCAAAUGAAGAUUCUAAUCAAACACAGACAUAUAAAUAUAAUAAAAAGGAAGAAUCUACAAAUAAUAUAAAUGAUGAUAAUAUAAAAAAUGAUAAAGAUGAAAAGGAAGAAACUAUUAUCAAGUUAAUUUCAUCAUAUGGAGAAGAAAUAUGUAAUUUUCAUGAAGGUCUAGUUUUGAAAGGUAAAGUUGAAUGUUAUUUAAAUGAUAUAAUAGAUCAUAUUAAAUAUACAUUAAAAUAUUAUAUUACAAAUUUAUUUACAUUAAAAGAUUUAUUUAAUAAUAAAAAAGAAAAAUGGAUAGAUGAAAAUUAUUUAGCUCAAGUAUUUAUUUUAUGUAAUACUAUAUUUUUUGUAAAUGAUGUAGAAAAUAUAUUAAUUAAAAAAGAUAUUAAUAUAUAUGAAGAAUUAAAUAAAUAUUAUAAAAAUCAUAUUCUUCAAUUAGAAAAUGUUAUUAAAAAAGUUCAAAAAAAAUUAACUAUUAAAAAUAGAAUAAAAAUUAUGUGUAUUAUUACAUUAGAUACAUUUUAUAGAGAUGUACUUGAAGUUAUCCUAAAAAAUAAAUCAUCUAUUUCUAUAAAUAUGUUCGAUUGGCAAUCUCAAAUUAGAAUGUAUCCAUUUUUUAAAAAUCAAAAAAUUAACGAACAAAAUGAAAACCAAACAGAAGAAUCACAGUUAAAAAUGAAUGAUAAUACAUAUACAGAUAAUGAACAUGAAGAAGCAAAACAUGAAUAUAAUAAUAAUAAUAAUAAUAAUAUAUUAAAUAAUGAAUUAUCAAAAUAUACGUGUCUUACACAUUUUAAAGACUUAUAUAUUAAAAUUAAAAUUAUGGAUUGUUCAUUUAAUUAUUCUUAUGAUUAUAUAGGAAAUUAUCAGAGAUUAGUUAUUACUCCUUUAACAAGUCGUAUUUAUAUUACAGCUACACAAGCAUUAAGUUUAUAUAUGGGAUGUGCUCCUGCAGGACCAGCAGGCACAGGUAAAACUGAGACUACAAAAGAUUUAUCUAGUUUUUUUGGAAAAAAUUGUUAUGUAUUUAAUUGUUCAGAUCAAUUAGAUUAUAAAAGUAUGGGAAAUAUUUUUAAAGGUAUUGGUAGUACAGGUUGUUGGUGUUGUUUUGAUGAGUUUAAUAGAUUAAUUCCUGAGGUUUUAUCUGUUUGUUCUAUUCAAUUUAAAUCUAUAUUAGAUUGUAAACGAAAUAAUAAUAAUGUAUGUAUUAUAGGUUCUGAUGAAAUUAUUGUAAAAAAAAAUUGUGCCGUUUUUAUUACAAUGAAUCCUGAUUAUUUAGGUAGAUCUAAAUUACCUGAAAGUCUUAAAAUAUUAUUCAGACCUAUAACAGUAAUUAUACCCGAUUUUAACAAAAUUUGUGAGAAUAUGUUAAUGGCUGAAGGAUAUGUAAAUGCAAAAUAUCUUUCUAUAAAAUUUACUACAUUUUUUGAGCUAGCCAAAAGUUUAUUAAAAGAUAAACAUUGUGAUUGGGGUUUAAGAAGCAUAAAGAGUGUAUUAACAAAAGCUGGAUAUCUGAAAAGAAAUUAUCCUGAUGUAGAUGAAAAUAAAUUACUUUAUUCAGCUAUACAUGAUAUUAAUAUUGCAAAAAUAUCAUCUUCUAAUUGUCCUAUUUUUUCUGGUUUGCUUAAUGAUAUAUUUUUUUCCAAUCAAAAUGAUAUAAAUGAUGUAAAUGAUGUAAAUGAUGUAAAUGAUAUAAAUGAUAUAAAUGAUAUAAAUGAUCAUAAUAGUAACAACGAAGAAAGAAAUGAUAAUAUAAAACAUGAUACAAAUGAUAAUAUAAAACAAAAAGAUAAUAAUGAACAAUUAAAAUUAGAGAACGUAAAAGAAGAAAAGAAAACAAAAAAAAAAGAUUUAGAAGAUAAUAAAGAAAAAGGAUUUUUCAAUUUGAACAAUAUAGAAAAAGAAUUAAUGGAUAUUUGUAAAAAAAAUCAUUUAUUUGGAUUAAAUUAUUUUGUUAAAAAGAUUAUACAAUUAAAUGAUAUAAUGAAUAUAAGACAUUGUGUAUUUAUUAUGGGUGAAGCUGGAUGUGGUAAAACAACACUAUUUAAUAUGUUAAUGGAAUAUCAAAAAAAACAGAAUUUAAAAACUGUAAGUAUACGAAUAAAUCCUAAAUCAAUAAAUAUAGAUGAUUUAUAUGGAAAUGUACAUAUAAAAACAAGAGAAUGGAAAGAUGGUGUAUUUUCUAAAUAUAUGAGAAAUUAUUCUAAAAAAGAUGAUUGUGAUAAAGCUUAUAUAAUUUUUGAUGGAAAUUUAGAUUCUCAUUGGAUAGAAAAUAUGAAUUCAGUUAUGGAUGAUAAUAAAGUAUUAACUUUAUCAUCUAAUGAAAGAAUAUUAUUAAAAAAUCAUAUGAAUUUAGUUUUUGAAUUUAGUGAUUUAAUGUUUGCUACUCCUGCUACAAUAUCAAGAGCAGGUUUAGUUUAUUUUUCAGUAGAUCCUAAUGAUUUAUGGAAAAAUUAUUUUUUAUCAUGGAUAGAUAAACAUGAUAAUUUUAAUAGUAAUAUAAAGAAAUUAUUUGAAAAAUUAAUGUAUAAAUAUGUUGAACCUACAUUUAUUUAUUUAAGUACUUUACAAACAUCUAUAAAAAUAUCACCAAUGUCUCAUAUACAAUCAUUAUCAGCUUUAUUAGAUAUAUUAUUAAUGGAUAAUAAUUAUGAGAGUGUUGAACAUUAUUUCAUUUAUUCAGUUAUAUGGUGUUUUGGUGGAUUUUUAGGUGAAAAGGAUAAUGUAAAUUAUAAAAAAAGUUUUGAUAAAUAUUGGAAGAAUACUUUUAAAAGUAUUAAGGUUAAUCGAAAAAUAAGUGUUUUUGAUUUUUAUGUAGAAAAUAAUAAAUUUAAAGAAUGGGAUGAAGGAGAAAUAACUAAUGAAUUAAAACAAAAUUAUGUAUUACAAGAUGAUAUAUUUAUUGAAACAAUAGAAAGUUAUUCUUAUAAAUAUAUAUGUAAAUUGUUUUUAAAAUCUGAUAUGCCGAUUCUAUUUAUUGGUAAAACUGGUGUAGGAAAAACACAAUUAUGUAAGAAAAUAUUAAAUGAAGAAAAAGAAGAAUUUAAAAGUUUUUAUAUGAUUUUUAAUUAUUAUACUACAUCUAAAAAUGUGCAAACAUUAAUGCAAAGCUGUUUAGAAAAAAAAUCAGGAAAACAAUUUAGUCCACCAUAUCAACAAAAAUUAAUAUAUUUUAUAGAUGAUAUAAAUAUGCCUAAAUGUGAUGAUUAUAAUACACAAAGUGCUAUUGAAUUGUUAUGUCAAUAUAUAGAUACAAAUUCUUGGUUUGAUUUAGAAAAAUUAAAUUUAAUUAAAAUAUUAAAUACAAAACUUAUAUCUUGUAUGAAUUAUAAUAGAGGCAAUUUUACUAUAAAUCCAAGAUUAAUUAGACACUUUUUUAUAUUAAAUAUUAAUUUCCCAGAAAAUAAUACAGUCAAUAGUAUAUUUAGUGUUUUAUUAAAAAAUCAUUUUAGUAAUUUUAAACAAGAUGUAUCUGAUUUAAUUCCAUCUAUAUUAAAAUCUACUAUAUCUUUAUUUUAUAAUAUUGAAAAGACUUUCAAAAGAACAGCUACUUAUUUUUAUUAUGAAUUUAAUUUAAGAGAUAUUCAUAGCAUAGUCAAAGGAUUACUUACUACAACACCAGUUACAUUUCAAGAUUGUGAUAAACUUUUAUUUUUAUGGUUACAUGAAUGUGAAAGGGUAUAUUCAGAUAAACUUAAUAAAAAAGAUAAGAAAAAAUAUAAAAAGAUUAUUACUGAUAUAAUAAAAAAAAUGUAUAAUAAAUAUGAAAUUAAUAAAUUUGUGAUGAAAUAUGAGAGCACUUUAUUAUUUUCAAAUUUUCAUAAAGGUAAUCAUGAUAAAACAUAUGACAUUUGUAAAAAUAUGGAAGAAUUAACAUUAUUCUUAAAUGAAGAAUUAAAUGAAUAUAAUAAUUCCUAUAAUUUAAAUAUUGUUUUAUUUAGUGAUGCUAUUAAACAUAUUUGUAAAUUAAUUAGAAUAGUAGAUAAUUUAAAAGCACAUGCAUUAUUAUUAGGUAUAGGAGGAUGUGGAAAAACAACGAUAUCUAAAUUUUCAUCUUAUAUAUCAUCGAAAACAUUUUUUGAAAUGGAUUUUUCUGCACAGUGUACUGAUAAUGAUAUUAAAAAAUAUUUACAAAACAUUUUUCAUAAAUGUGCUAUGAAAAAUGAAGAUAUUGUUUUAUUUUUAAAAGAAAGUAAAAUACAUGAUACUUUCUUUAUAUAUGUUAAUGAAUAUAUGUGUUCAAAUAAUAUUAUAGAUUUAUAUACAAAAGAAGAACGAGAUUAUAUAAUACAUAAUAUCAGAAAUAUAGCUAAAGCAGAUGGUAUAGAACAAUCAGAUAAUAGCAUAUUCGAUUAUUAUAUUAAAAAAGUAAAUGAUAAUCUACAUUUCAUUUUAUGUUUUUCACCAACUAGUAAUAAUUUUAGAGAUAAAUCAAACAAUUUCCAAUGUAUAUUAAAUAAUACUAUGAUAGAUAUAUAUGAUAAUUGGGAAGCUGAUUCUUUAAUGUGUGUAGGGAAAAAUUAUGUUAGUAAUAUAUAUAUGAAUAUAAAUACGGGCGAUAUUUUAUUAGAUCAAGAAUAUAUUAACUUAAAAAAUAAAAAUAUAGAAAAAGAUACAACUUUGGGAGAGAAACAGAUAGGGAAAAAUUAUAUCCCUACAAUAUCAACAAUUGAUAGAGAUGAUAAUUAUAAAGACAUGGAAAAUAAUAUGAAUGAAAACCAUUUGAAUGACCCAAUGGGCAUGUUAGACAUGAAUAAAACAAACAUCAAAAAUGGGGACAUUACAACAACGAUAGAUAAUAUUACUAUUAAUAAUAAUAAUAAUGGGGAUAAUGUUGAUGGUAAUAUUUUUUUCAAAAAUACAGAAGGAAAUGAUGAAAACAUGAAAAAAAAAACUUAUAGUAAUAAUGUGAUGAACCAAAAUGAUCUCAAUACAAAUAUUACGAACAAUAAUAAUAAUAGUUGUAGUAAUAAUAAUAUUUAUGAUAAGAAUGAUAAUAUACUAAACGAAGAAGAAUAUGUAAAUCUAAAAGAUAUUAUAACUGAAUAUCUAAAAGAAUGUUAUGAAGACCUAUUAGAUAUAUCAUCCUUUUAUUAUUCUCAUGAACGCUCCCAUAUUUAUAUAACACCCAAAUUAUAUCUUGAAAGUAUCAAAACAUAUCAUAUAAUGUUACUAAAAAAUAUUACUAAUAUAAAUAAUAAAAUGAAUAUGCUUAAAAAUGGUAUCACAAAAAUGAAUGAAACUAGUUCAAAUGUAGAAAAUAUAAAAAAUUGCUUAAAAGAUAAAAAGAAAAUAUCAGAAGAGAAAAUGGAAGCUGCUGAAAAAUAUGCAAUAGAUAUUGGUAAUGAAAAAAUGAUUGUAAAAAAAGAGAGUGAUUUAGCUGAUAUAGAAGAACAAAAUUGUUUAGAAAUCCAAAAAAAAGUUCUUAAACAACAAGAAGAAUGUGAAAAUGAUAUAAGAUUAGGUAUUCCAUUAAUUGAACAAGCUGAAGAAGCUUUAAAUACUUUAAAUAAAAAAAAUAUUCAAGAAUUAAAAACUUUAAACAAACCACCUCCAGGAGUAGAAGAUAUUACUGCAGCUGUUAUGCAAUUAUUAGCUACAAUUGAUACAACUAUAUCUAUAGAUAAAUUUGGAAAAAUUAAAGAUCGAAGUUGGAAAUCUGCACAAAAAAUGAUGAUUAAUCCUGAAAAAUUUAUAUCGUUACUUAAAGAUUAUAAAAAUAAGAUUGAUGAAAAUUUGGUUCCUGAUUGUAACUUUAAAUAUGUAGAAAAUUUAAUUAAUUUACCACAUUUUAAUAAAAAUGCAAUACAAAAAAAAUCUAAAGCUGCUGCAGGAUUAGCUGAAUGGGUUUUAAAUAUAACAUCAUUUUAUAAAAUUAUUCAAAAUAUUUUACCUAAAAGAAUAUUAUUAGAUAAUACAAAAAAAGGUUUAGAAGAAGCUAAUGAAAAAUUACAAAAUGUACGUGAAAAGGUACAAUCACUAAAAGCAAAAUUAAGUGAAUUAAUAAGUCAAUAUGAUCAUGCUAUAUAUGAAAGAGAUCUUGUUAUUCUAGAAGAAAAGAAAUUAAAAACAAAACUAGAAUUAUCAAUUAGAUUAAUAGAUGCUUUAAGUAGUGAAGAAAUAUCAUGGUCAAAACAAUAUGAAAGUUUAAAAAAAAAAAAAAAAACAAUCUUAACAGAUAUAUUACUCUCAUCUACUUUUGUUACGUUUUGUGGUGGAUUUACUAAAAAAUAUAGAAAUAAAAUUAUGACAAAUUGUAUAGACACAUUAAAGAGAAAAAAUGAAAUACAAAAUAAUAUUUUUAAUAGCAUGCACAAAAAAAUAAAUAAUAACAUCAAUGGUAAUAGUAAUAAUAAUAAUAAUAAUAGUAAUAGUAAUAAUAAUAAUAAUAAUAGUGCAAAUUUUGGAUAUAAUGAUAUCCAAAAAAAAAAAACAGAUAACCAUAACUUUGACAUAUCAAACAAAUUGAAUAUAAAAAAUGAUAACAAAGAUAAUGAAUUAGGGAAUGAUAAUUUAAAAAAAGAAGAAAUGAUUUAUGAUAUAUUCUUAGUAAAUAAUUUUAAUUUAGAUUUAUUAAUAAACGAAGAAGUUUUAUCUAAAUUAAGUAAACAAGGUUUAACAUUAAAUUCGGUAUGUAUUGAAAAUAAUAUAAUAUUAGAAAAUAGUGAUAAGUUCCCUAUUAUUAUUGAUCCACAAAUGGAAAGUUUAAAAUGGUUAAUUAAUAGUCAUAAAGAAAAGAGUGAAAAAUUAAUUAUCACAGAUAUUAAUGAUAAAAUAUUAUUAAAAAAAAUAGAAGAAUGUAUAUCCUUUGGUUAUUCUAUUAUUGUUGAAAAUGCAGAUGAAUAUAUUGAUAAUACAUUAUAUAAUGUUAUAUCAAAGAAUAUAAUUAAGAGAAAAAAUAAUUAUUAUAUUAAUAUUAAUGAUAAAGAACUUAUGUUUCAUCCAUCUUUUUAUAUAAUAUUACAUACACAAUUGUCAAAUCCUCAUUAUCAACCUGAAAUACAAUCGGCAUGUUCUCUAAUAAAUUUUACGGUUACACCAGAUGAUUUAGAAGAACAUUUAUUAUCUAUUACUCUAGAAAAUGAAUUUAAUCAUUUAUCAAAAAAGAAAAAGAAAUUAUCAUUAUUAAAAUAUGAUUAUAUGUGUCAACUCUCUUUUCUUCAAUCAUCAAUCUUGCAAAAAUUAACAGAUGCUAAAGGAGAUAUUUUAGAAGAUGUUUCAUUAAUCGAAAAUUUAGAAAAAACCAAAUUAUUAAGUGAAAAUAUAGCUAAAAAAACAGAAAUAGUCAAAAAUACAGAAGUACAUAUUAAUACUAUUAUCAACUUAUAUAGACCUUUAUCAAAAAGAGGAGUCAUGUAUUUCUUCAUUUUACAAAAAUUAAAAAACUUACAUUCAUUCUAUUUCUAUUCUUUAGAAAUAUUCUUGAAAAUAUUUAUCAAAUGCUUGAACGACAGUUCUCCAAAUAAAUCACCCAGUAAGGUGAACCAGGAGCAAGAGUAUUAUCUUAAAAGUGAAGACAACGAUUUUGAUGAUGAUUACAUUGGUAGUAUAAAAGAGGAGGAAAAAGUAGAAGAUGGAAUGGUUGACGAAGAAAAAAUGGAAGAGCAAAAAGUGGAAGAGGAAAAAAUGGAAGAGGAAAAAAUGGAAGAGGAAAAAAUGGAAGAGGAAAAAGUGGAAGAUGAAAAAGUGGAAGAAGAAAAAGUGGAAGAUGAAAAAGUGGAAGAUGAAAAAAUGGAAGAUGAAAAAGUUGUUGAAGAAAAGAUGGAAGAAGAAAAAGUUGUUGAAGAAAAGAUGGAAGAAGAAAAAGUUGUUGAAGAAAAUAUGGAAGAAGAAAAAGUUGAUGAAGAAAAGAUACAAGAUGGACAAGUUGAUGAAGAAAAGAUACAAGAUGGACAAGUUGAUGAAGAAAAGAUACACGAUGGACAAGUUGAUGAAGAAAAUAUGAAAGAAGAAAAUAUGAAAGAAGAAAAUAUUAUUGAAGAGAAUGUGAAAGAAACUGUUGAUGAAGAAAAUGUGGGAAAAGAAGAAAUGGAAAAGGUCAAAAUAGAUGACUCCAAAGUUUAUGAAAAUAAAGGGGAGAAUAAAAAUUGCACAUAUGAAGAAAACGAAAAAAUUGAUAAGGACAAAGAAGAUGAUUUAGAAGGAGAAGAUUUAGAAAACGAUGAUUUUACAAAUGAAGAAACGAAAAUAGAUAAGAAUGAAGUUGAAAAAAGAGUAAAUAUGCUAACAGAUUUAUUGAAUAUAAAAAUGUGGAUGUAUAUGGAUAAAGGUUUAUUAGAGAGAGAUAAAUUAAUUGUAAAAUGUUUGAUUAUGUUACAUUUAGAAAAAUUAAAUGACAAAAUAAGCGAAGAAGAGGAAGAAAUUUUUAUUAAUCCUAAAUAUAAGUUAAGUAGUAAUAAUAUAACAAUUAUUAAAAAUAAAAAAGAGAAUGAAAGUAUGGAAAAAAAAUUAAUGAAUAAAUCAUUUAUUAAUGAAGAAUUAUAUGAAGAUUGUAAGAAUUUAGAAAAUUUAAAAGAUUUUGAAAACAUUACUGAAAGUUUUGAAAGUGAAAGUAUGUCAUGGAAACAAUGGUUUUUAAGUGAAAAAGUAGAAAAUGAAGAAUUACCUAGAAAAUAUAAUAAUAUAAAAGAUUUUUCAAAAUUAUUAUUAAUUCGAGUAUUACGUAAAGAUAGAUUUUUAAUUUCAUUAAAAAAUUACAUUACAAAAAAUAUAAAAAUGACAAAUGAUGAAAAAAAUAAUACAUAUGCAUUAGAAAAUAUAUUAGAUGAAUAUAUUGAUAAUAAAACACCCGUCUUAUUUUUGUUAACAACUGGUUAUGAUCCUUCUAAAGAAAUUGAAGAUUAUAUAAAUAAAAUGAAAAAUAAUGCUAUAAAAAAAAAUGAUAAUAAUAAAAAUAAAAUAACUUAUGUAAACAUAUCUAUGGGUCAAGGACAAGAGAGUAUUGCAUUAAAAUAUUUAAAAGAAAUAUCUAAAUGUGGAGGAUACAUAUUUUUACAAAAUAUUCAUUUAAUGACAAAAUGGUUAAAAGAAUUUGAAGAAAUACUGGAUAAAAUAUUUUUAGAUGCCCAUGUAAAUUUUCGUUUAUUCUUAUCUGCAGCUAUACCAAAUGAAAAAGAUACUAAAUUAUUACCCGAAAAAUUAUUAAAGAAAUGCUUUAGAAUAAAUAAUGAAAAAUCAUAUAGUUUAAAAGAUAACAUAAAAUGUUGUCUUGAUAAAUUUGAAAACGGACAAUAUGAUGAUAAAUUAAAAACAGUAAUAUUGGGUCUUUCUUAUUAUCAUAGUUUAUUAUUAGGAAGAUUUUUAUAUGGAAAAAUCGGAUUUAGUCAAUCAUACUCAUUUAAUGAUAAUGAUUUAGAAAUUUCAUUUAAUAUUAUUAAAAGAUAUUUAAAUACAUAUGAAAGUUUUCCUUUAGCAGAUGUAUUAUUUUUAAUAGGAGAAAUUAUAUAUGGUGGACAUAUAACAGAUAUAUGGGAUAGACGAAUAAAUAAGACAUAUGUUAAGAAUAUACUUAAAGAGAUAUAUAGAAAUAUAAUAACUAUAAAUGAAAAAAAGAAAAAUAGUCUUACAACAAAUAUGUCAUAUAAUGAAAAAAAGAAAAACUUUAAUAUGGAUUUUCACCACCCAAAGGAUAGUAAUAAUAAUAAUAGUAAUAAUAAUAAUAAUAAUAAUAAUAAUAAUAAUAAUAAUAAUAAUAAUGAUGAUGACAGUUAUAGCAAUAAUAGUAAUGAUAACGAAGAUGAAAGUGAAGAAAAACUCAUUUUAAAAAAUACCAAACAUAAUAUUUUGUUCGAUGUAUUUAAGUUUCCUGAUUGUAGUAAAUAUAAUAUCAAUCAACUAAAAAAAUAUAUAGACGAGAAAUUGAAUAAAGAACAAACUUAUUUAUUAGGGUUACACAUAAACGCCGAAAUUGAAUAUAUGAAAAAUGAAUGUUCACGAAUAUUACAAACUUUACAAGAAUUAAGUAAUAAAGAAAUUGCAUCAACAGAAAGUUAUAAAAAAAAUACGAAAAUAAGAAAUACAGAAAAAAUUGGUGAUAAUAAAUAUGCACAUGAUCAAAAAAAGGAAACGAUACAUAAAGAGGAAGAUGAUGAAGAUGAAAAACAUUCAGGAAGUAAUAAAAGUACAAAAAUUAUAUAUGAUAUAAUUAAUCAUUUAUUAAAUGAAUUACCAGAUAAAAUUGAUACAAAUGAUUUAAAAAUCGAAGAUAGUCAAACAAAUACAUUUAUGGUAAUAGCAUUAAAAGAAGCUGAAAAAUUUAACAAAUUAAUAGAAUGUAUUAAUGAUACAUUAAUAGAAAUUAAAUUAGUAUUAGAUGGUAUAUUAAAUAUGAAUGAUAAAAUUCAAAAUACUAUCAAAUCAUUAAUGUUACAUAAUAUACCACAAAUAUGGAUAAAUUAUUCUUAUCCAUCAAAAAAAAAAUUGAUGCCAUGGUUUGAAAAUUUUAAAUUAAGAAUAAUAUUUAUAAAAGAAUGGGUUUCUAAAAUAAGAAAUAAUAUUUUUCUACCAAAUUCUGUAUGGUUAUCUGCAUUAUUUAAUCCUAUCUCAUUUCUAACAGCUAUUAAACAAAAAUUUGCUCAAGAAAAUAAAGUACCUAUUGAUAAACUUAAAUUAAAAUGGCAAGUAACCAAUAUAACAAAAUUAGAAGAUUUAAAUAAUAAAAAUAAUGCAUUAUAUAUUCAUGGAUUAUAUUUACAAGGAGCUUCUUGGUUUAUCAAUUCGAAAAAUGAUACCUUUACAUUCGAUAAAGAUAAUAUAAAUGAUAAUAUAUCUUAUGGAAAUAUAAUAGAAUCUGUGCCUAAACAUAUCUAUUAUUCUAUGCCUCUAAUUUAUGUAUAUUGUAUUACUAAUGAACAAAAUGAACUCUUAAAAGAAAAUAUGGAAUAUCGUUCAUUGGAUACACCUCUUUAUGUCACUUCAGACAGGGGAAAUACUUUUGUUUGUUCAAUAGAUUUAAAUUUAGAAAUGGAAGAUAUAGAAGACAAAUGGAUAUUAGCUGGUGUUGCACUUUUCUUAUCGGAUGAUUAA